AUGGCGUCAAUUAACCUCAUCCCCGAGGGCUGGACAACCGAUCCGCGUGAAAUGUCUUACGACGCCUUUUGGAGAUCCCACGAUAGCCCUGGUCAACAAAUCGCGAGAGAGCACGGCCUGAAAGAUACUCAACCUAUAAUGUGCACCAAGAGAGAAACCAGAAUCCCUACUUUCGUGUUUCAAGCGGAAAAACGCUUUUAUAUCUGGGACUGUAUCGGUGGGUAUAUCUGCGGGAUACUUAAGCCGGAGGAUCUGAGUGAGAUUCUUGUGGUUAUGGGGGGAGGGGGGAUUGAUGCUUUGAAGACGAGGGAUUUGGAGCCGGUGGUGGCUGAGUGA
Aspergillus glaucus CBS 516.65 is the source of this 336-nucleotide messenger RNA. RefSeq lists its product as uncharacterized. The transcript has 2 exons. The record is from RefSeq and is a predicted model, not a curated record. Bases 1 to 336 code for a protein of 111 amino acids. NCBI's taxonomy places the organism in Eukaryota, Fungi, Ascomycota, Eurotiomycetes, Eurotiales, Aspergillaceae.